Messenger RNA from Cuscuta campestris, 1539 nucleotides. NCBI's taxonomy places the organism in Eukaryota, Viridiplantae, Streptophyta, Magnoliopsida, Solanales, Convolvulaceae. The record is from the annotation of a GenBank genome assembly.
GAGCAAAAGCUCCAUGAUACGUACUGGGUCGGGCUUCAACAACAAUCCGGGAGAAGUCUCUGAAAGUAACGUGGAGAGGGACAGCAAUGGCGACGGUGCAGGCGGUGAUGGGGAACCUGACGAUGGCGGAGCGGGGAGUUCUGACGGCGGUGAAUACCGGCGGGUCGAGCCUGUCGUUGUUGGGGUCCGGAUUCAUAGUCCUCUGCUAUUUGCUCUUCAAGGAGCUCCGAAAGUUCUCCUUCAAGCUCGUCUUCUUCCUCGCCCUCUCUGAUAUGUGCUGCAGUUUCUUCAGCAUUAUUGGGGAUCCUUCCAAAGGGUUCUUUUGUUAUGCACAGGGUUACACAACACAUUUCUUCUGUGUAGCCUCUUUUCUUUGGACUACUACAAUUGCUUUUACCCUUCACCGAACUGUUGUUAGACAUAAAACUGAUGUUGAAGAUUUGGAGCCUAUGUUUCAUUUAUAUGUUUGGGGAACUUCAAUUGUCAUGACAGUUAUUCGCUCUAUUGGCAAUGACCAUAGGCAUAUAACUCGCCUAGGCACCUUGUGUUGGGCACAAACAGGGCGUGCAGGAAAGGUAGUUCACUUUGUUACUUUUUAUGCACCUCUCUGGGCUGCAAUUCUCUUUAAUGGAAUCACAUACUUUCAAGUAAUACGGAUGCUUAACAAUGCAACUCGUAUGGCAGCCGGCAUGUCAGAUGCUCGGCCAGAUAUGAAGGCGAUGAAUCGAUGGGGGUACUAUCCACUUAUCCUUAUAGGUUCGUGGUUUUUCGGUACAAUAAAUCGCAUUCACGAUUUUAUUGAGCCAGACCACAAAAUAUUUUGGCUCUCAGUACUUGACGUUGGCAUGGCUGCACUAAUGAAAUCUGUACUUUUAGUUCCUGAGGUACACAAUCAAUUGCCUGAAGUCCUGCGCAGAUGGUUCCCCAAGAGCUUGAGGUCAAGGGGGGGCCAACAGCAAGAGAGUGAACUAAUCCCAAUAAGAGUUGAGAAUCACCCAUAGUCUAUACUUGUGAAGAGUGAACUCUAGUUCCACUGCCAAAGUGAUUGGGGAGUCCUAAAGAGUGAAGCUACCCGUCCUGUUUCUUUCGGCUCUCCCUUUGUAAAGAGAGUAUAAAUGGUCGGCUCCCACUCUUGAAUGUUUCGUUCAGUUCUUCUCUUCGGUUUACGGAUGUUUAAAUCUGAACCAAUCUCCUCUGUUUGGAGCCGGAUCACGGGAUAGUUGUGGUUUUCUGAUCUAUUGGGCGAUUCAACGGUUUCCAGUUUUUCGUCACUCUUUAGAAGGCAUCUGCAGAUGGAUAUGGAAAUAUGGUGACAAACUGAUGAUCAAGAAUAGCAAGGAUCUUCAUUACUGAUAUAUCUGUAGUAGUGCUUUUGUUUAUGAAUUGUGAUUAAACCCAGUUUAGGGUAAAAUUCAGCUUGCAAAAGCUAUCCAUGAAGUGUUUUUUGCAUUUAAAAAACCUGUCCCAUUGUGUUUGUUAAGUUUUACUCAAUUUUGUAAAAAUUGUGUUUUAUACUAAUAGUAAAAUGAUUUUAUUAGG